Molecule: messenger RNA, 957 nt
Organism: Gigantopelta aegis
Lineage: Eukaryota; Metazoa; Mollusca; Gastropoda; Neomphalida; Peltospiridae
Product: melatonin receptor type 1A-like
Exons: 1
Coding region: 1-957 (318 amino acids)
Biological process (GO): G protein-coupled receptor signaling pathway
Cellular component (GO): membrane
Molecular function (GO): G protein-coupled receptor activity
Source: RefSeq, a predicted model, not a curated record
AUGUCUAACAACAGUUUAGCAGUGCCCAGCAAAGGAAAUCCAAAUAGCGCCAAACAGACAGCCGACGUAGUCCUUAAGGUCUUUGAAAUCGCCAUUGUUCCAGUAAUAGUUUGUGGCAACAUUCUCAUCAUCUCCGCUGUUUGUCGUUUCAAGAAUUUGAGGUCUGCCAGUAACGUCAUGAUUGCCUCCCUUGCCGUUGGAGAUCUGAUGAUGGGCGGGAUAUACAUGCCGACCAAAUUAGCUAUCAUGUUCAAUACACAUAUAUAUGCAGAGCGAAUUCCAUGUCUAACAAAUAUUUUUCUUUCCUACUUUUCUGUGAUCACAGCUAUGUUUUUUUUGUCCAUGUUGUCGAUAGAACGUUUCUACGCAGUCCAGUUUCCUUUCCACUACCAUUCUGCCAUGACCUUGAAUCGAAGUGUCGUGUUGAGCGUCGUCGUGUUUUCAUUGUCCUUUACCAUUACAUUGCCUAUUAUUUUUGGAAUCGACUUAUGGGCUCCAGGCAAGUUUUGCUUCAACACCAACAUCCUUCCUGGCUACUACGUCUGGAGUAUGGUUUCUGUCGUAUUCGUCGUCCAGUUUGCGGGGUUUCUCUGUUUUCUGCGAGUGCUGGCAGCAGAAAUCAGCAUCAGGAUGCGAAAUGUGAACGUCGAACAGUCUGAGAGCAGACGCCAGGAUUCAGUCAAGUCCACGCUGAUCCUGACCGUGUACGUCUUCUCGAUACUGUGCUGGAUUCCGCAGCUCGUCUACCUGUUCAUCAGUGUAUUCAGCCCCAGAAGCACCAACCUGUUCGGCCUGAGGGCGGUGUCACUGCUGGGUGUCUGCAGCUCGGCGGUCAACUGUUUUGUGUAUGGGAUAAAGAACAGCAAGUUCAGAAAUGCCUUCAGGAAGAUGUUCGGCUGUAGACCAGGGAGAGUGGAUCCAUCCACGGAGUUAAACACACAGGAAGAGGUUUUCUGA